Heteronotia binoei (common prickly gecko) is the source of this 1429-nucleotide messenger RNA. It is a transcript of the gene NDUFV3, whose product is annotated as NADH:ubiquinone oxidoreductase subunit V3. Gene Ontology annotation, biological process: mitochondrial ATP synthesis coupled electron transport. The coding region runs from base 70 to 1338 and encodes 422 amino acids. The record is from RefSeq and is a predicted model, not a curated record. Lineage: Eukaryota; Metazoa; Chordata; Lepidosauria; Squamata; Gekkonidae. Gene Ontology annotation, cellular component: mitochondrion. The transcript is spliced from 5 exons.
GAGGGGGGCGGGGUAUUUUUGCUUUUGCUCGGAAGUUAUAGAGGGGACAAGUUUUGGUGUGGCACCAAGAUGGCGUCCUCUUUUCUCGUCGCUUGUGGCCGUGGUGCGGCUUUCAAGAUUUUAAAACUGCAAGAAUGGAGUCUUCGAAGUCUACCUUCCAUUGUUUCUGUGUGCACCAAUCCAGGGGACUCUGGAAAAACCUCAAGAAAAAAUAAAAGUGAGAAUGUUAUUAGCAGUAUACCUGAAGAAACUGUAAAGUUAACAGAUGAAGGCCUGAAGAAAUUCUGGGCAAAUAAAACACUGGUAACAUUUCCUCAGAGAGCAUCAAUUCCUUCUCUUGAGAGAGAGCCUGGGUUCUCUUCAACAGGAGGCUCAAAUGAGAAGCCAGAUGAAAAGUCAUCCUCUUCAUCAAGCUCUGAAUCAGAUUCUAGCUCUGAUGAGGAAGAUAAUGUCAUCAAAGACACUCUGAAAACCAAGGUAGAAUUUCCAAGUCGAAAACCCAUCUCAUCUGAGGAGAGAAUGGUGAAGGAAAAUACAAGUGACCAGCAGUUUCCUCAAAGUCAAAAAGAAGACAGUGCACCUGAGAAGUGCCUUGACAGUCCCAUAAUCACCGAGUCACCAUUCAAGGAAAAGGGAGUGGUACUUCCAAGACAAGAUCCCAUCUCUUCUGAGAAUAGAACUGUGAAGGUAACUACAAGUAAGCAACAGUUUCCUACACCAGAAAGUCAUGCCCCUCAAUGCAGUCCCAGAAUCACUGAGUCUUUAACCAAAGAAAAGGGAGUGCAUCAGACAACAGAUGAUAAAUUGUUACAAGCAGAAUCGGUGAAACAUGCCGCAAAACAAUCAUCUAAAGAAACAUGUUUAAAGGGCACAGACUUUGGAAUAAAACCUGUAGAGAGUCAAAGACAUACAGCUAACCAACUGGAGACAUCUGUUCAUGAAGCAGCUCCUAGUAAAUUGUCUAAAACUCUGCAACAAAGCAUGAUGACCCAAAGUCUGACUUUGCUGAGACAGGAAGAAAGUGCAGCAAGGGGAGUACAAGAUGCUGAAUCACAAGAAAGAGGUACUACAGAAGUGCAAGAGGAGCUUUUGGAUGUACGUGUGGUGGAAACUUCCAUAAAGGAAGAAAUCACCCUGGAAACGGGAAUUCAAGGUGAAAAACAAAAACUGGAAGUUAAGGCAGCAGUUGAAACUGCCCAAGAAGCAACUGACAUUUCUACCUACAAGAACUUGCAACAUCAUGAGUAUACACCAUUCACCUUUGUGAAUUAUGAUGUUGAGCUUUCAAAAUUCAGGCUGCCUCAGCCAUCAUCUGGAAGAGUAUCCCCUAGGCACUGAAUCACACCAAAAUCAGAUGUGGAAAUACAUAAAUGAAUAAACUGACUCUGAAAAGGAAGUAAUAUUUGUAUAAUAAAGUGUUGUAAAUGAG